AUGGCUGACACAAAGACGUGCGACACGGCCGAGUUCCCGUGCACGCUCACACUCAACAUCCCCUUCCCCUCACAUCGCUACGCCUCGACCGCCGAGCGCGCCCUCUCUGUCGAUGCCGAACUGUCACCCCUCGUACGCCGGUCAUUCUCCCUAGCGGGCGAUAAAGAGCAGAACAUCUUGCAGGUCAACUAUGCUGCGACUACGAAUCGAAUGUUGCGCGUUGCUGUGAACGGAUUCUUCGAGAGCGUGGGCGUUGUGAUCGGUGUCAUGAAGGAUUUGGACGUCGAUGUGGUGUAUGAGCCGGUGAAGGAGAGCUUGGAGGGCGUGCAGGGAUUGGUUGUGAACGGACAGGAAGGGAGAGGAUGA
This is a messenger RNA of Ascochyta rabiei, 366 nucleotides long. RefSeq lists its product as uncharacterized. NCBI's taxonomy places the organism in Eukaryota, Fungi, Ascomycota, Dothideomycetes, Pleosporales, Didymellaceae. Gene Ontology annotation, cellular component: EKC/KEOPS complex. The transcript is spliced from 2 exons. The coding region runs from base 1 to 366 and encodes 121 amino acids. The record is from RefSeq and is a predicted model, not a curated record.